Molecule: messenger RNA, 246 nt
Organism: Miscanthus lutarioriparius
Lineage: Eukaryota; Viridiplantae; Streptophyta; Magnoliopsida; Poales; Poaceae
Source: the annotation of a GenBank genome assembly
AUGGCAUCGACGACGGCGGCAACGAUGGUGAAGGCGGUGGUGGUGGCCGUGCUGCUGAUGCAAUGCUGCGACGUGAUCCUCUCGGCGAGGCCGUUGCUGAAUGCGGCGGCGGGGGCGGACGACGGCGGGUGGCAGCUGGGGCAGGUGCUAGACAAGGGCAAGGGGUCGCCGGGCGGUCCCGGCAACGGCAACUGCGACUAUACGAAACCCGGGAACCCCUGCCGGCCACCCCAACCAUCGUCGUAG